AUGUCGAUACAGAUGACGAGAUUGGACCACAUGCGAUAUGCGCGCUAUCAAUCGCUCCAAGACUCUAACCCAGGCGACAUUGGAUCGACCUUUCUGAUACUGACCAGCGUGUUCACCGCAGUCAGCGCCUUGACCACCAUCCUGCGAUGUGUCGCCCGAGCAUACCGACGCUCUCUAGGCUGGGACGAUUACACAAUCGCCAUUGCGACGGCUUUCACCAUCGCGCGCAGCGGACUGCAGAUUGCCAGCGUGAAGCACGGAAAUGGGAAACACCGGUCAGAAGUCUCUGAUACUGAUUAUUCCUGGGUCGUCAUGCAAGGGUGGUAUACUCAGGUGAUCCUGUUUCCGACCCUUUGUCUGCUCAAAUGCUCGAUUUGCUCGCUUCUGCUCCGUAUCAUACCCACGCUGCGUACAAAAUGGGUUCUCUGGGCGAUAAUGAUUGGGCUUGUGCUCACGAAUCUGGAGCCUGUUAUCGUUCUUCUCGCAGAGUGUACUCCGGUUAAGACGUAUUGGGAUCCGCAGGCUGGCUACUCUGCCCUUACGGACCUCAUUUGCGCCCUUAUGCCGAUUUACGUCUUCUACAGGAUUCAAAUGCCAAUGAGGGAUAAGAUUUUGCUGUGUGGUUUGAUGAGUUUGGGUCUUGUAGCAACAGCAUGUGCAUUAGUAAGAGCUUCAUCACUAGGCACAAACACCACGGAUCUUACAUACGACUAUUGCAUAGCUGCAAUAUGGGCAAAUGUCGAACUCCAUCUCGGAAUCAUUGCCGCCAACGCUGCCUGCGGAAAUCUCAUAUACGGACUUAUUUUUUCAUGUCUUCGUGACCGUUUUCUGCCAAAAAUUUCUCAGAAUAGCAAUAGCUACCACACCCAUGGCAGCGGUUUCUCGGCGUCCCGUUCUCGAAGAGGAAGUGUUUACUUGCGAAGCCUCGACGCGGAGAGAACAAACCACAAUUCUGCACUAUCCGGUCAUAAUAGUGGAUACGGCGAAAGUAGCAGUGAGGGUAGAAGUGGCAGCACAAGUGUUGCAGGGGGGCCAGAAAACGGAUUGUCCCUCCAUCACAGCCGAGAAAGUGAGAUGCCUUUGCAGGAUGGUAUUUGCAAAAAGGUGGAAUACGUGAUGGAGCGGUCUGAGGCGUCCGAAGACAACAAACCGCUGCCAGGUAAUGGGAAUUGGUUUAUUAAUGGGAGGUUAUCGCGUUGA
Molecule: messenger RNA, 1200 nt
Organism: Talaromyces rugulosus
Lineage: Eukaryota; Fungi; Ascomycota; Eurotiomycetes; Eurotiales; Trichocomaceae
Exons: 5
Coding region: 1-1200 (399 amino acids)
Source: RefSeq, a predicted model, not a curated record